AUGAGGAAUAAUUCGUUUAUGAAGGAUACCCGUCCUUCUAAUGUUCGUAAUGGCACCAUACCACCGUUUCCAAAGAGGCAGAUGCUAGUCCUAGCAAUCUGUCGAAUAUGCGAGCCAAUCGCGUUUAUGGGUAUCUUCCCAUAUAUCUACUUUAUGAUCGAGGAUUUCCACAUCACCGAGGAUAAGAGCAGAAUCUCAUUUUACGCCGGCAUGGUUACAUCAGCCUUCACAUUUGCCGAAUUCUCCACGGGGCUGCUGUGGGGGCGGCUAAGUGACAAGGUUGGAAGAAAGCCUGUGUUGCUCACGGGUCUCAUCGGUACAGCUCUUAGCGUUUUGAUAUUCGGCUUCGCUCCUAACUUGACGGUUGCGCUUAUUGCUAGAGCCGUUGGAGGGCUUUUGAACGGGAAUAUGGGCGUGCUUCAGACGACAGUAGCUGAACUAGUAACUGCCAAAGAGCAUCAGCCCCGGGCUUACACUAUAAUGCCUGUCGUAUGGUGUUUAGGGUCGAUUGUCGGUCCUAUGAUCGGUGGCGCGCUCGCCCGGCCGUGUAUCAGCUACCCAGCUCUGUUCCCAACUGGUGGUAUCUGGGACAAAUAUCCAUAUCUUCUUCCUAACCUUUUCAGCGCUUUCAUCGUGGUGGUUGGCGUUAUUAAUGGAAUCCUGUUCCUUGAGGAGACUCACCCUGAGAAGAAGCUGAGGCGGGAUCGAGGCCUAGAACUUGGAAAUUGGAUCCUAUCAAAAUUACCGAUUUUUCGAAAAUGUGCCGAGUCGCGGGAUGAGAAGUCUAAAUUGGCCGAGAUGGAAACGCAACCCCUUAUCGACCACGAUGAACAGCUACCCGGAUAUCAGACCAACGAGAACUCCCCCGAAAACUCGCCACGCAUCAGAUCAGCCUCCGUUCCUUCGAUAUCAUGGGAUUCGCUUGACCUCGAAAGCGGACAUGGAAGCUCAAAUCUUGGCGUCUCUAGGAUAUUCACUCGUCCAGUGAUCCUAAACAUUAUCUCUUUCGGCAUUCUAGCUUUUCACACGAUGACUUUUGAUCAACUCUUCCCAGUCUUUCUAAGCACCGCGCCACCGGAUCAUCCGACGCCACCUUCGCUCCCUUUCAAAUUUGUCGACGGUUUCGGUCUUGACAGCAAGACAGUCGGCAUCAUUCUAAGUGCUCAAGGCGCGUAUCAAUUGCUCAUCAACAUGUUCAUAAUUCCGCCGGUUCUAAAGCAUUUUGGCGCACGUCGGCUAUUCCGGUUCUUGGUUAUCGCUUAUUUCUCGCUUUACUUGAUCACGCCAUAUCUAGUCCUUUUACCCGAGAAGUACCGUAUGAUUGGUGUUGGAAUGGUAUUGGUCUGGAAGUGCACAUUUGCUAGCAUGGCAUACCCGAGCAACGCUAUUUUGACCGCAGAUUCGUCGCCAAGCCCCCUUGCCCUCGGUACCAUCAAUGGCGUAGCAGCUUCGACUGCGAGCUUGUGUCGCGCAUUCGGUCCAACCAUUUCCGGUAUUCUCUAUGCUGUUGGCCUGAAGUCUGGUUAUUCGGGCCUAGCAUGGUGGUGUAGUGCCUUUGUAGCUAUUGGUGGUGCGAUCGUUGGACUUCAGAUUCAGGAACCGCAAAGCCAUACGGACGGCAAUGCUGCUCUAAUUAAUAAUAAUCCAGAAAUAACUAAUGUUACCGAUCGAGCGGCUUCGCCCGAACCGGCAUCAUAG
Messenger RNA from Daldinia childiae, 1698 nucleotides. RefSeq lists its product as uncharacterized. The coding region runs from base 1 to 1698 and encodes 565 amino acids. The transcript has 6 exons. Gene Ontology annotation, molecular function: transmembrane transporter activity. Gene Ontology annotation, biological process: transmembrane transport. NCBI's taxonomy places the organism in Eukaryota, Fungi, Ascomycota, Sordariomycetes, Xylariales, Hypoxylaceae. The record is from RefSeq and is a predicted model, not a curated record.